This is a messenger RNA of Emiliania huxleyi CCMP1516, 1522 nucleotides long. RefSeq lists its product as hypothetical. The annotation marks the transcript as partial. The record is from RefSeq and is a predicted model, not a curated record. The transcript has 5 exons. Lineage: Eukaryota; Haptophyta; Isochrysidales; Noelaerhabdaceae.
UGAGGCACACCCGGCGAGAGCCACCUCUGCCCCCUCGGCGUCGUUUGCGAGGCUCGCCUCGCCGUCGUGCUGCGGGGGCGGCGGUUGGCUCGGGAGGUGCACGUGGCCGCGCGUGGCGCGGCUGGCCCCAGCCCACGCCCUCAUAUUUUGUGCUGGCUCGCGCACGCGCCUCGGGAGCUCGACGACGAGCGACUGCAUUGGCGGGCUUCGUUGCAAAAGGCGGCGGCUCUGCGUGGUUAAAGGCGGCGCUUGCCAUCAGCCGCCGUGCACAGCUGUCCCAAACUCUUUCAUGCUUUGGGUAGGACACAGGCCUAACUACUCGGGGGACACACGAUUCCCGUGGAUCAUCGGCACAGUAGGUGUCAUCAAGGUAAGGCGCAAAUCAGGGUGGACGGAUGCCGGACCUGCAUCUCCAACAGGGUCCAGUGGUAUCCAAUCGCGAAGAGGAAGGGCCCGAGGGGAUCGCCCUGCGCGCAGCCCUCUGCCGAAUCGAAGACGUCGCCCGAGCUGUCCCCGCGGAGUAAGAAUUCUUUUGGCGGGCAAUAUCGAGAGGUUAGGUCGCUAGCCAACGCGGCCAAAGGAUAUCCACCUCGAGAACCUCGAGAGGUAGGCGCGCCCAACACUUCACAACGGAGAGAGAGAGACAGAACGGACCUGGUUUUCCAUCCUGCGAGGCGAGGAAUGCGACUGCCGUGGUCGACCGAUCCGCCCGUGCGUGACCGCCUUCGAGACAGCAACGAGCGGCCGCGCUCGCGUCUCCGGUACGAGUUCGUCGUCGUGAUCUGCGUUCGAGCUCCGUCGUGGCGUGACGCGGUGCUCUCGCGCUUUGUCGCCCGCGACCGCCGGAUGGCGGAGGGCCGCGAAAAGGCGGAGGAGGUGCUCGAAGCGAUGCGCGGAGCAGGCCUCACGCUUCGCGUCAAGCGGCACCUCGCCCGCGACGGCUCCAAGCUCCUGCUCGCCUUUGUCACGGCGGCGGCGGACCGGCUGGCGGUUCAGAGCGACCGGCUCGCGGUUGAGAAGUGGCUGACCGAGGAGCGCUCGCUCGAGAGCGGCGGCGGCGCGCGCUUCGGCGUCGACUCCAAGCCGGCCACGCGGGUCGUCCGUGUCGGAGGCCUGCACUACUUUGCGCCCGUCGAAGGGCCGGCCGCCACGCCGGGCGGCGAGGGAGGCGGCGGUGGCCGGGGCGGCGGCGGCGGGGGCGGCGGCGGAGGCGGCGGCGGCGGCGGCGGCGGAGCAGCAGCAGCAGCAGGAGGAGGAGGAGGAGGAGGAGGCGCGUGUGCAAGCACGGGCGGAGGUGCUGGCGGCGACAGCUCGGGCGUCGGCGUUGGGGAGGCUCUCUCCGCAGCGGCGCGCGUCGAGCUCGUGGGCCACAUCUUGGCCUCGCCGCCUGCGCAGGGCGGCGCCGGGCUCGGCGUCGCGCAGAGGAGCGGCCCGCUGCGCGGCAUUGUCCUCGCGGUGGCGGCGCUGCACGACAAGCCGCUCAACGAGGCGCUCUACGCGCGUGCCGUCCGGCUCAACCCGC